Molecule: messenger RNA, 2062 nt
Organism: Ochotona princeps (American pika)
Lineage: Eukaryota; Metazoa; Chordata; Mammalia; Lagomorpha; Ochotonidae
Gene: PCSK4
Product: proprotein convertase subtilisin/kexin type 4
Biological process (GO): peptide hormone processing
Cellular component (GO): trans-Golgi network; Golgi membrane
Molecular function (GO): serine-type endopeptidase activity
Source: RefSeq, a predicted model, not a curated record
CUCGCCCCGGCUGCGCUGCUGUGUCUGCGCCUGGGCCUGGGCCUGGGCCUGCUGGACGGGGCGCUGGACGGGGCGCUGGCCGCGGACCUGACCGCCCCGGUCUAUGUCAGCAGCUGGGCCGUGCGUGUGUCCCAGGGCCCCCGGGAGGCAGAGCGCCUUGCUCGCAAAUUCGGCUUCGUCAACUUGGGGCAGAUCUUCCCUGACGGGCAGUACUUCCACCUGCGGCCGGGCAUGGUCCAGCAGGCCCUGACCCCGCACUGGGGCCACCACGUGCGCCUCAAGAAAGAACCCAAGGUGCAGUGGUUCCAGCAGCAAACACUGCUGAGACGAGUCAAGCGCUCCCUUGCAAUGCCCUCGGACCCUUGGUUCCCCCAGCAGUGGUACAUGAACCAGGAGAUGAAGUCGGAUUUGAACGUGCUGCAGGCGUGGAACCAGGGCCUGACGGGUCAGGGCAUCGUGGUGUCCGUCCUGGAUGACGGGAUCGAGAAGGACCACCCCGAUCUCUGGGCCAACUACGACCCCCUGGCCAGCUAUGACUUCAAUGAUUAUGACCCGGACCCUCAACCUCGUUACACGGCCAACGAUGAGAACCGGCAUGGGACCCGUUGUGCUGGAGAGGUGGCGGCCGCUGCCAACAACGGCUUCUGUGGCGCAGGCGUGGCCUUCAACGCCCGCAUUGGAGGCGUGCGCAUGCUGGAUGGGACCAUCACGGACAUCACCGAAGCGCAGUCACUGAGCCUCAAGCCACAGCACAUCCACAUCUACAGCGCCAGCUGGGGCCCCGAGGACGAUGGUCGCACCGUGGACGGCCCGGGCCUCCUCACCCGCAAGGCCUUCUGGCGUGGUGUGACCAAGGGCCGCGGCGGGCUGGGCACACUCUUCGUCUGGGCCUCUGGCAAUGGUGGGCUGCAUUACGACGACUGUAACUGUGACGGCUACACCAACAGCAUCUACACGCUGUCGGUGGGCAGUGCCACACAGCAGGGCCACGUGCCCUGGUACAGCGAGGCCUGUGCGUCCACCCUCACCACCACCUACAGCAGUGGUGUGGCCACCGACCUGCAGAUUGUCACCACGGACUUGCACCACCAGUGCACGGACAAGCACACGGGCACCUCGGCCUCAGCCCCACUGGCUGCCGGCAUGAUCGCCCUGGCACUGCAGGCCAACCCUUUCCUGACCUGGAGAGACAUGCAGCACCUGGUAGUCCGUGCUUCCAAACCAGCCCAGCUUCAGGCUGAGGACUGGACGACAAAUGGUGUGGGGCGCCAAGUAAGCCACCACUAUGGCUAUGGGCUGCUAGACGCGGGGCUGCUGGUGGACCUGGCCCGCAGAUGGCUGCCCACCUGGACCCAGAGGAAGUGUGUCAUCCGGGUCGUGCACAGCCCCAUCCCCAUCCUGCCGCGGAUGCACGUGAAGCGGCUCGUGUCCGCCUGCGUUGGCCACCACAACUUCAUCCGCUCACUGGAGCACGUGCAGGUGAAGCUGUCGCUGUCCUACAGCCGCCGCGGGGACCUGGAGAUCUCCCUCACCAGCCCGCUGGGCACCCGCUCCACGCUCGUGGCCAUCAGACCGUUAGAUGUCAGUGACCAGGGCUACAAGAACUGGAUCUUCAUGUCCACACACUUCUGGGACGAGGCCCCUCAGGGCCUGUGGACGCUGAGCCUGGAGAACAAGGGCUACUAUUUUAACACCGGAACGCUGCGCCACUACACACUGCUGCUUUAUGGAACGGCCGAGGACAUGAAAGCACGGCCCUCGGGCCCCCAGAACACCUCCCACCCGCUGACACCCUCGGCCCGCUCCACGUCUCCUCCCACGGGCAACGGCACCACCUCAGUGACACCCAGCAGGCGGUGACCACGGGGGCCUGGCUCCUGGCCGUGUCUCCCCACGCGCUGGACGCCUGCUCCCCACCUCCGUGCGAACAAGCCAGCAGCUGCUGCUGACCGUGACAGCCCAGCCGGGGGCCAGGGCGCCGGGCCCCAGAGAGGAGAUGGGGCCGGUGGAACCUCCUGGCUCUGGGCGAGACAGAGGACAGAGAGAGGACGGAGAAAAGAGG